UUGAGGGGACUUCCCAGCAAACAAUUUUGGUUUCAGUGCACGUACAUUUUUUCCCAUGUGUAGGCGAUAAGAUAUUGCUCAGGUAAUUGAAAUUCUGAUCGUAUUUUCCGUUAUUCGUUCAAAUUCAGAGAGGGACUACAUAAUAUAUCAAGAAGAAUGGCACUUCAAAUUCGAAAUUUGCCCGUCACAUUGCAAAAUCUUAUAACUGGAUUAAGGGAAGACAACGUAAUGUGUGCAAUUAUUGAUGGUCUCAUUACGGAAAGCCAAGAAGUAGUGGCAUCGUACGUCUCCGCAAUGGAGACAGAGGGGGGAAAUAUUCUUAGUGAAAAAUCAAACUUGAUUAGGAUAAGGCACCCGAGUGCUGUAGACGUUAAUCGAUUACAAUGUGCUUUAAAUGAAUUCAAAAUAGCAGUGUCCGGAGCUUUAAAACAAAUGAAAGUUCUAGAACAUAAAGUACAUGCUGGAAUAGGUAAAUGUCAGCAAAAACAGAGAGAUAACGAACGUGAUAUAAGUGCAAAGGAAAUAAAGAUAGAAGAACUUAAUACUGAAAUAACAAAUUUGAAACAGAAAAUAAAAGAUUGCGAAAGGCAGGCAACAAACAAUGAAAACGAAGCUAGAGAACUGAGCAACAAAGCCAGCAAAAUGGAGAAAGAAAAGGAGGAUGCUGAGGUGGCUAGUACUAUUGGUGGUUCAGUGGGUGUUACUGCGUCAAUCCUGUUAGCACCGUUUUCAGGUGGGGCGAGUCUUCUUAUGGCAGGUGCAGCUGCUUCUUGGGUUGGUGGAACCUUGCUGAUUGCUGACGAAUAUCGAUCAAAGGCCAGGACACUCGAGCGAUGUGCAAGUGACGAACGUUCAAAUGCAAGAAAAGCACGACAAAGAAAAGAUAAAUUGGUGAAUGAAAAGUCUUCGAUCCGUGACCAAAUAUCCGAUUUAAGGAAGAAGAAACGUAAACUGGAAAAUACUUGCAGAAUUCUUGAGCAAGUCAAUGAAUGUCUUUUGACAUACAUAGAACUGAUGAACAGCGUCGAAACACAUGUACAGGAUCUCGAUGCGUCAGUUCAUGGUGCCACCGUGCAUGGUGAAACAUUUGAUAUAAUAAAGAAUGCCCUUAAUGAAUGUCCAGAUUGCUUAGAGGAAGAAGCAAUGACUUGUAUGAUGGAGUUAAGGGAGAAGUGGCAAAUUGUCGAAAACGAAAUACUCAAAACAUUCAGGAGAGUUUAACUUGAAUGCUGAUGUAAGAGCUGGAAAUAUAGUUAUAGUUCGACUGUGUACAAAGAAAAGUUGACGGAAACACGUGUAUACACCAUGCUUUAUAAAUAUUGUUUGAGAGUGGAAGUUGAUAUUCUCAAUCUGUAGAACGCAUUUUUUUUUGUUCGCAUUCACUUUCGAAGUAUUCAUCUUGUAACAUAAUACCUUUCCGAGUAUCGUUGCCUAAAUUCAAUAUAAUAUUUCAAAAUAAUUGAUAGAAAAGAAAUCGCAUAAUGAAAUAUCAUUUUUAAAAUGAUGUUAUUCACUUUUUUGAAUAUACAGUAAAAUUAUAAAUAGGAAGUUAUUAUUAUCAAUCUGUUGAACGCAUUUUCUUUGUUCGCAUUCAUUUUCGAAAGAUUUACCUCGUAACAUAAUACCUUUCCGAGUAUUGUUGCCAAAAUUAAAUAUAAUAUUUCAAAAUAAUUGAUAGAAAAGAAAUACCAUGAUAAAAUAUUAUCAUUUUUAAAAUGAUGUUAUUUACCUUUUUGAAUAUACAGUAAAAUGAUAGAUGUUGUUGUUAAGAUCUUUUUAGAGAACGUUUAAAGGUUCAAAUAUAGCUACUUUAAACACGUUCAAACGCCAGGGUUUAUUACGAUGUUCCAUAAGGGCUUCUGUAUGCCGUAUUUAUCUACAGGGAAAAGGUGCGAAACAACGAUGACUAUAUCCUAGCUUAUCAAACACUGACAGGAUGGGCAGGUUUGUUUUACAAAUAUCUCACUGCAGUCUUCGAAAUCAUGGAAAAACAAGUGUGUAUUUUCGUAAAAUGAGUUUUGUUUAAGGGCUCAAAUUGACUUUGUUUACAGAAAAAGACUUAUACUUUAUUGACCUAUACUUUAUUGACUUGUAUAUAAUACAUCUUCAUACAUUCAUACAAAUACAAAACAAAAAAUACAAUGUAAUCACGUAAUUAUAUAGGUACAAUGACAUGCUGUUAUAUUUACAACAGACAGGUUCCCGAGGAUGGUUGUGUUCAAGUUAUAUGUGAAAUUGACAUUCUUACAGACACUGCGUGCUUUAUUUAUCUACAUAUAUUGAUAAUAUCCUCUCUAUUAAAUGAUUGGAAAAAUUGUACAAAUUAAAGCAUAUUUGGCG
This is a messenger RNA of Mercenaria mercenaria, 2340 nucleotides long. RefSeq lists its product as uncharacterized. The record is from RefSeq and is a predicted model, not a curated record. The coding region runs from base 157 to 1221 and encodes 354 amino acids. Lineage: Eukaryota; Metazoa; Mollusca; Bivalvia; Venerida; Veneridae. The transcript has 7 exons.